AUCAGACAAACAAGACACACAAACGAAGUAUGGAGAGUUUUACAAUGAUGUAUGUUCUUUUAAUUUUGAUGCGAAUUUCGGACAUAUAUUGUCAUGCUUUAAUGAAGCGUAGUUAUUCGAGUGGUGAAGGAGUUGCUCCACAAACCUGCGGUACUGAUAACGUAAACUUCUACUGCCCCUACGCCGAUCCCAACAACAGGUGUAAACCACGACGCCAACGCUGCAAUCGAAACAACAUCUGCAUUAACCCAAGUACAAGGAAAGAAGAAGACUGUUCAGAAACGUCUAAUCCUGGAGAAUAUUAUGUACUCCUCGGCCAUGCGAAGCUGUCUGAUUCUUCCAGCAAAAAACGAAGUAUCAAAACGAAUCUGGAACAUCCAUUUGUUACAUUUCGAGGAUUUACCUAUGAGUUUGGGGUAUCGUAUGGGGUCCAAGUGCUCGAUGUUGCUGAUCCAAAAUAUAAAUAUAAAAGUGGCAAGAAUUUGAACAGUAAAGGAAUCGAAAAGUUCGGCCGCAGCUACUGCAAUUGGGAAGAUGCAAACAAAGUCGUUGACGGGUGGAGAGAUGAAAAAUACCAGCUAGUGUUAAAUAACUGUCAGCAUUUUGCAGAAGCUAUGACUGAUGUACUGAUUUACGGCCCUUGCAAUCGACCCAGCGUUUCACGAGGUAAACGUCAGGAUAACGAGAUCGAGCUCACCAAGUAUAUUGAUCAACAGCUGCGAAAUUGUUCCCUGGUGUGUUGCUAUGAUGUUUCGUCUGCUACAACAUCAAUUCAAGCUCACAAUUCGUAUUUAUUGGCGAUUUUCGUUUUCCUCGCGAUGACCAACAUUGGUAUCAGCGUGUAAAUUGCAAAUACUAUCGAUCAGGUUAUUAUAAACUUUGUAGCAAUUUUGAAACAACAAAACGCGAACGUAUCCCUUUGAACAUAUAUAAUUUUUAUUGUCAACUUACUUCUUGUAUGCUUCCAUUUUAGUAAUAAACAUAACACAAUAUUAAUAUAAUGCAAAUGCCUGCAUUCACGGCCUGUAUAUACCAGGCGUCUAAGGGCGUUUCCCUGUUUGAAAAUACAGCGGUGAAACUGCAUUUUUCGUGCUAGGCAGAUGUAAAUAUUGAUAUACUUGAAUACAGAUUUCUUAAAACACUCAAAAGUGUGAGUAAUCUGUCUGUACUGAAACACAACAGGACCGGUCUGGCCGUUUUUACCGUAUAAAGGAAAGCGCCCUAAGACAGGUCGUAAACAGUUUAAUCUGUUUUGAUAGAUUAAAGAUUCUGAUUCCACAAAAAAAUUGU
Molecule: messenger RNA, 1290 nt
Organism: Dendronephthya gigantea
Lineage: Eukaryota; Metazoa; Cnidaria; Anthozoa; Malacalcyonacea; Nephtheidae
Exons: 1
Coding region: 30-845 (271 amino acids)
Source: RefSeq, a predicted model, not a curated record